This is a messenger RNA of Pestalotiopsis fici W106-1, 543 nucleotides long. Its product is annotated as Ubiquitin-conjugating enzyme. The record is from RefSeq and is a predicted model, not a curated record. NCBI's taxonomy places the organism in Eukaryota, Fungi, Ascomycota, Sordariomycetes, Amphisphaeriales, Sporocadaceae. The transcript has 3 exons. The coding region runs from base 1 to 543 and encodes 180 amino acids.
AUGGAUUUCUCAGAGGAGAACAGCCAGAACUCGGCUCCUGGUAGCAUCCAAGCAGCCAAGCUCGGUGGUGCUCGCAAGGGGCCCGACUCGCAAAGCGUGAGCAAGCGUCUUCAAACCGAGCUGAUGCAACUUAUGACUUCGCCUGCUCCCGGCGUCUCUGCUUUCCCUGGCGCGGACGGCAAUCUGAUGGCAUGGGCGGCCACCAUUGAAGGCCCCGAGGAUACACCUUACGCUGGCUUGACUUUCAAGUUGUCGUUCGCCUUCCCCAGCAACUACCCGUACGCACCGCCGACAGUUCUGUUCAAGACCCCCAUUUACCACCCCAAUGUCGACUUCUCGGGCCGUAUUUGCCUCGACAUCCUCAAGGACAAGUGGACCGCGGCAUACAAUAUCCAGACUGUACUUCUAAGCUUGCAAAGUUUACUGGGAGAGCCAAACAAUGCAUCGCCACUCAACGGAGAAGCCGCUGAGUUAUGGGACAAGGAUGCUGAGGAGUUCAAGCGGAAAGUCCUCGGCCGUCACCGAGAUGUAGAUGACGACUAA